UUUGUAAAUGAACCAUCUGUCAAAAUCAAAGGUCAUUUCAUUACACUUUAUCCAUUUUGUAAUAAAUUGAAAAAACUAUUAUUAGAUAAUUCAUCAAAAAUGUUUGCUCGAACGGCUACAGUUUUAAGAUCAGCCGUCACCGGUAUUCGCCGGGUACAUACUUUACCCGAACUUCCAUACAAAUAUGAAGCAUUGGAACCGAUUAUUAGUCGUGAUAUAAUGGCAAUACAUUAUGAAAAACAUCACGCUACAUAUGUUGCAAAUUUAAAUAAAAUCGAAGAGGAGCUCAGAUCUUGUUUAGAAAAAAAUAAUAUCGAACAAGUGAUUGCAUUAUCAAAUGCAUUAAAAUUUAAUGGCGGUGGACAUUUGAAUCAUUCAAUAUUCUGGCAAAAUCUAUCACCAUGUGGCGGUGAACCUUCUGAACCUUUAAAAAAAGCUAUCGAUCAUGCAUUUUCUAGUGUGGAUGAAUUUAAAAAUAGAUUAGCAGCUGCAGCGAUUGGAGUACAAGGAUCUGGUUGGGCAUGGCUUGGUUGGGAUCAAAAAGAUAAAAUAUUAAAAAUUGCAACAUGUGCUAAUCAAGAUCCAUUACAGGGAACUACAGGUUUGAUCCCAAUUUUUGGUAUUGAUGUUUGGGAGCAUGCAUAUUAUCUACAAUAUAAAAAUGUUCGUGCUGAUUAUGUAAAAGCUAUUUUUGAAAUUGCUAAUUGGAAAGAUAUGAAUAAACGAUUCAACAAAGUAUCGAAAUAAAUCUUUGUUAAAUCGUAAAAACUUGAAUGUUUUUUUUAUUGUUAUUUUUAAAGUGUAAAGUUGUU
Chrysoperla carnea is the source of this 812-nucleotide messenger RNA. It is a transcript of the gene Sod2, whose product is annotated as superoxide dismutase [Mn] 1, mitochondrial. Gene Ontology annotation, biological process: superoxide metabolic process. Gene Ontology annotation, cellular component: mitochondrion. The record is from RefSeq and is a predicted model, not a curated record. Bases 100 to 747 code for a protein of 215 amino acids. Gene Ontology annotation, molecular function: superoxide dismutase activity; metal ion binding. The transcript is spliced from 4 exons. NCBI's taxonomy places the organism in Eukaryota, Metazoa, Arthropoda, Insecta, Neuroptera, Chrysopidae.